AUGCGGUUAAUAGUCCAUAAUAUGCUUCAAUGUCACGUUAAAGGUUGUGAUUCCAAUAACUUUCCUUUACAACUUUCGGAUGUCGAGCUUGAGAUUCAUGAAAUUGAGUAUAAUCAUGAAUUUCUACAAAGCCUGUUGACAAAAUUAGAUUGGAAAGCUUUUGUAGCUACUGCUGAACAAAUCGGAAUAACCUCACUCCCACAAACUUUUCCAGAGGAAAUUGAUGAAGAUUUUUUAAAAAAACUUCAUAGGAUAUUAUUUGAAACGCAUAUUGUGGAAGGAAAAAUGAUUUGUUCAAAUUGUUCUCAUGAAUAUCCUAUUAGAGAUGGUAUACCUAAUAUGCUUCUUAACGAAGAAGAACUCGAAUAG
This is a messenger RNA of Dentiscutata erythropus, 369 nucleotides long. The record is from the annotation of a GenBank genome assembly. NCBI's taxonomy places the organism in Eukaryota, Fungi, Glomeromycota, Glomeromycetes, Diversisporales, Gigasporaceae.